AUGACGGAGCCAAACCUACCCAAGGACCCCGAGCCUGAGCAGCGCUCCUUCCAAUUCGAGACUUCAGGGGUACAUGCCGGACUCAAUCGAUCUGAGAACGGCGUGCAAGAUGCACCUAUCUAUGCAUCUACAUCUUUCGUUUUCGACAACAGUGCUCAUGGAGCAGCAAUAUUCGGCAUGACAGCUGAUGCAUUUUGCUACAGCCGUAUUGCCAAUCCAACCGUCGAUGUUUUUGAGACACGCAUGGCGGCACUAGAAAACGGAGCAGCAGCGUUGGCGGCAGCAUCCGGCCAAGCAGCUCUCUUCAUGACCAUCACAGCGCUGGCACAAGCCGGGGACAACAUCGUCAUUGCAUCACACGCCUGCGAUGUGUCGAAAACCAUCUUUAAAAAUCGACUGCCACCGUUUGGUAUAACGGUGCGAUUUGUUGAAAGUGGUGACGUUGACUGUAUCAGACAGGCUAUUGAUGGGAAUACUAAAGGGGUCUUUGUGGAGAGUAUAUCGAGUACGGAUCUGCUAGUUUCAGAUAUCUCAACCCUUGCCGUUGUGGCUCACAAUGCAGGCGUACCGCUCAUAGUUGAUAACACAGCCGGCGCGGGAGGGUUCCUCCUCCGGCCCCUCGAUCACGGCGCAGACAUUAUCGUAGAAUCCGCAGCCGAAUGGCUCGGUAUCUCUGGCUCGAACGCAGCAGGGGUAAUCAUCGACAGCGGAAAAUUCGACUGGGUCAAAAACCAAGCUCGGUUCCCUCAAUUCUUCGAGCAGGCUCCGGGAUUUCAUGGCCUUAGACUGUGGGAGAAGUUUGGGAAUUUGGUGUUUAUAUCCUUUGCUCGCAUCGCGGUGCUGCGAGAUAUGGGUCCGUGUUUGAAUCCCUUCGAGGCUUUUCAAUUACUAGCGGGUCUAGAAACACUGUCUGUACGCCUUGAGAGAAUUUCAAGCAAUGCCGCGAAACUGGCAACUUGGUUGGAAUCAGAUAACAGAGUAGAAGAAGUUCGGUAUCCGGGCCUCCAAACCAAUCCCUCUUAUAAUUUGAGCAAAAAGUAUUGUCCACGCGGCUAUGGCGGACUACUUUCCAUCAAAUUAAAGAGCGCGAAGGACCUCGUUUGGACAAAGUCUAAAGUUGUUUCUUUCGGUGCAAGUAUCGGGGGAAGCAAAACGAUUAUUGUCAAAAGGGAGCAACCCCAUGAAGAUCAGAGGCAAGCAGGAUCGAUAUAUGUUUCCAUAGGACUCGAGAACAUUGAUGAUAUCAUCUCAGAUUUUAAGGAGGUGUUAGAGAGCGUAUAA
Lachnellula hyalina is the source of this 1281-nucleotide messenger RNA. It is a transcript of the gene FUB7, whose product is annotated as Sulfhydrylase FUB7. The coding region runs from base 1 to 1281 and encodes 426 amino acids. The transcript is spliced from 10 exons. NCBI's taxonomy places the organism in Eukaryota, Fungi, Ascomycota, Leotiomycetes, Helotiales, Lachnaceae. Gene Ontology annotation, molecular function: pyridoxal phosphate binding; transferase activity, transferring alkyl or aryl (other than methyl) groups. Gene Ontology annotation, biological process: transsulfuration. The record is from RefSeq and is a predicted model, not a curated record.